This is a messenger RNA of Chrysochloris asiatica (Cape golden mole), 1623 nucleotides long. It is a transcript of the gene CDKL2, whose product is annotated as cyclin-dependent kinase-like 2 (CDC2-related kinase). Gene Ontology annotation, molecular function: ATP binding; cyclin-dependent protein serine/threonine kinase activity. The transcript is spliced from 11 exons. Lineage: Eukaryota; Metazoa; Chordata; Mammalia; Afrosoricida; Chrysochloridae. Gene Ontology annotation, biological process: protein phosphorylation. Gene Ontology annotation, cellular component: nucleus. The record is from RefSeq and is a predicted model, not a curated record. Bases 1 to 1623 code for a protein of 540 amino acids.
AUGGAAAAAUAUGAGAACCUAGGAUUGGUUGGAGAAGGGAGCUAUGGACAGGUGAUGAAAUGUAGGAAUAAAGAUAGUGGAAGAAUUGUGGCCAUCAAGAAGUUCUUAGAAAGUGAUGAUGACAAAAUGGUUAAGAAAAUUGCUAUGCGAGAAAUCAAGCUAUUAAAGCAACUGAGGCAUGACAAUCUGGUGAAUCUGUUGGAAGUGUGCAAGAAGAAAAAACGAUGGUACUUAGUUUUUGAAUUUGUUGACCACACAAUUCUUGAUGACUUGGAACUCUUCCCAAAUGGAUUAGAUUGCCAAAUAGUUCAAAAGUAUUUGUUUCAAAUUAUUAAUGGAAUUGGAUUUUGCCACAGUCAUAAUAUCAUACACAGAGAUAUAAAGCCCGAGAAUAUAUUAGUCUCCCAGUCUGGUGUUGUCAAGUUAUGUGACUUUGGAUUUGCCCGGACAUUGGCAGCUCCUGGAGAGGUUUAUACUGAUUAUGUGGCCACCCGAUGGUACAGAGCUCCAGAACUAUUGGUUGGUGAUGUCAAGUAUGGUAAUUUAAUUCCAAGACAUCAGGAACUAUUUUAUAAAAAUCCUGUGUUUGCUGGCGUAAGGUUGCCUGAAAUCAAAGAAACUGAACCUCUUGAAAAACGCUAUCCCAGGCUUUCUGAAGUAGUGAUUGAUUUAGCAAAGAAAUGCUUACAUAGUGAUCCAGACAAAAGGCCCUUCUGUGCUGAGUUGCUGCACCAUGAUUUCUUUCGUAUGGAUGGAUUUGCUGAGAGGUUUUCUCAGGAACUACAGUUGAAAGUACAGAAAGAUGCGAGAAAUGUUUCUUUAUCUAAAAAAUCCCAAAACAGGAAGAAGGAAAUGGAAAAAGAUAAUUCUUUAGGUGAAGAAAGAAAGACACUUAUGGUUCAGGAUACCAAUGCUGAUACCAAAAUUAAGGGUCCAAAAGCAUUUACAAUAAAGGGAUCAAAAAUCGAUGGAGAAAAAGUUGAAAAAGGCAUUCGAGCUUCACAUGUCAACUGCCUCCAUGACAGUGGAACAAGUCACAUCAAAACAGUGCCUUCAACAAGCCUCAAAGACUGCAACAAUGGCAGCGUGGAUCACACUAGGAAUCCAGGCCUGGCCAUUCCCCCACUUACGUACAAUCUUUCGACUGUGGCUUCUGAUGUUAAUUCUGGAGUGGGAACGAUCCCAGGAUGUCAGAGUUACAGAGUGGAUGAGAAAACCAAGAAGUAUUAUAUUCCAUUUGUUAAACCAAGUAAACAUUCCCCAUCAGGCAUUUUUAAUAUUAAUGUGACCACAUCAGUUUCCAGUGAAAAGAACCUCCUUCAUGCAAAUAAGAAAAGGAGGGACAAAGAAGGGACAAAAACAGAUGUCCGUUUGCCUGAACUAAAUUACAAUCAUCUUCCUGAAUUGAGAGCCUUGGAAGGCAUAGCUCGAAAUUCCAGGCUAAUAAGGAAAGAGAACAAAAUGCUUUCAGAAUCUCGAAUUCCGUCUCUAGCUGCAAUUGACCUUCACGGCCCCAGUGUUGCAUUGCAUCAGGAACCCCUUUUUCUUGGUUCCUGUGACUGGAAAGAUGUAGUGUCUGUUACAGUUUUUGCCCUUUGUACUUCGUCGCCGUUCUGUGACUAG